Knipowitschia caucasica is the source of this 1116-nucleotide messenger RNA. The record is from the annotation of a GenBank genome assembly. Lineage: Eukaryota; Metazoa; Chordata; Actinopteri; Gobiiformes; Gobiidae.
AUGCCAGAGUUUUCCUAUCAAGAAGAACUCAUAGAAGAUGUGCACGUGACUGUCCCAGACUACCUUAAAGUACUCAGAGAAACAGAGUACGACUUCAGCCUGGAGAAGUGGGUGCUGGCGGGCCUCCAGAACGGCAUCAUGAAGCUGCAGUGCUCUCCCACCUCCUCCUCCUCCUCCUCCUGCUCCUCUUCCUCCUCCACCUCUUUGCAGCCCACCUGUCCUCCGUACUGGAUGAUGUUCAGCAGCCCCCAGCAGAGUCGCCUCGCCAGCCGCCACAACUCAGACUUCUGGGAGCCCAACCCCCGACAGCGCUCUCACUCCCUCACGCUCCCCGUCCUGCGCACCAAGUUCACCAUCUCCGACUUGGAAGACGAAUCCGAGAGCAACAACAAUACUUUCACACAAGUCGACAGCGUCCCUCUGGCCUCGACCAAGGAGUUGCCCGCAGAGAAGCCCUGCCGGCGUGGCCAAAGGAAAAACCAGCAGAGAGCCUUUGUCCCGGACCUCCUGCACCCCCCCACGUGCCUCAGCAGCCUCCCCCACCAGCGCCGGAAGAACCUGCGUCAGUACUCCCUGUGUGCCCUAGACGUGGACCAGAACACGGCCCGAGACAAAGGAUUCAUCCGCAGUGACUCUGUGGGCACACGCUGCAGACCGAAGAUGGGGAAGGAGUCAAUCAGUCCAAAUUCCUGCCUUAAUCCUGGCUCGGCCCCUCGCCCCCUGGGUCGGCCGUCAGCUGCUUGUGAUUCCGCCGUCGAGCUCCUUUCUGCCCUGAGCCCCGAGGAGAGAGAGCUCCUGGGGGUAAUCACCUCUCGUGGCUACCCCCUGCGCACCGCCAUCAUCGCCCUGCAGAAGACCGGCCGCCAAGCCCCCGAGAAGGUUUUGAGCUACUUACUGGCGCUCGACCAUCUCUGCCAGCUCGGCUACGACGUCACGCAAGUGGAGGAGGCGCUGGAGAUGUUCCAGAACUGUGAGACAAAGGCUGAGGAGUUCCUUCAUCUCCUGAGCCAGUUCAAUGAGAUGGGCUUCCAGCAAAACGCCAUCAAAGAAGUGCUGCUUGUGCACGAAAACCACCGUGAAAGGGCCCUGGAGGAGCUCAUGAUGCGUGUGGCAUGA